CGACUCCCGCUUGUGCUUGUGUGACUCGCGCCGCUCCGUGCACCGCACUCGUGCUCCGAACACGACGCGUGCCGCCCUACCGUGGCCGCAAACGCGACCUCUCCGCUCCCGGCGAAUCGUUUCUCCCAAUUUACGUGCGACUUGCUAUGAUUUGACUUUUGGACGUUUACCCGCUCCCUUACCCGGCUUGUUUAUCCCUCAUCAUAGUUGAGCCCCGCACCGCACCACCGCACCGGCUUGCUCGCUGACCGCCGAGCCGCUAAUCUAGCUUUUUUCGCGCCCCACCGUCGCCCGCCCAGUUCCGCACCGGCCGCCGCCGCAAUGCUCGCGCACCAAGCACCGCUCCUCUACUAAACUCGACGUCGACCCGCUCGCGUGUGAUAAAUACUAGCACUCGCUCCUCCGAGUGAGCCCCUACGUCGGUUUCCCCGAUUCCAACUUAAUAUUUCCUCGAUAUCCGCUCCCGCUGCGGAUCCGCGUGUGUGCAAGUGUAUCGCAUCGGCCUUCGCCAGUGGUCGUCGGGUCUCUCGCAAAGUGUAGGAAGUGCAUGCCCGGAGCGCGGCCCCGCGCUCGCCCCCCGCCGCCUAUGCGCCGCACCCGCUCAGCGUAACUGCGCGCGCGUCCCCCGCUUCUGACUGUAGUGAUAACGAUGGCGACCAUGGUGAAUAUGAAUAGCCUCCUGAACGGCAAAGACUCGCGCUGGCUGCAGCUGGAAGUGUGUCGGGAGUUUCAGCGGAACAAGUGCUCGCGGCCCGACACCGAGUGCAAGUUCGCGCACCCGCCCGCCACCGUCGAGGUGCAGAACGGCAGAGUCACCGCCUGCUACGAUAGUAUCAAGGGUCGGUGUAACCGGGAGAAGCCCCCGUGCAAGUACUUCCAUCCGCCGCAACACUUAAAAGACCAGCUCCUAAUCAACGGUAGAAAUCACCUAGCACUGAAGAACGCCUUAAUGCAGCAGAUGGGCCUGACACCGGGCCAGGUGCUGCCUGGCCAGGUCCCCACAGUGGUGGGCGGCGUGAGCGGAGCGGGCGCUGCGAGCCACCUCGCCGCGCUGGAUCCCAUCAGCCUCGCCCUGCUCGCCCCGCAGGCGACGUCGCCGUACCUAUCGGGCGUGCCGGGCGUGGGCUCGACGUACGCGCAGUACUACGCGCCGCAGCUCGUGCCGGCCAUGCUGGGCCACGAGCACGCCGCCGCCGCCGCCUCGCCGCUCGGCGUCAUGCAGCAGCCCGUGCUGCAGCAGAAGCUGCCGCGCACCGACCGCCUCGAGACGGCCGCCGCAGCCCAGCAGCCGGCAGCGAGCGCGACUUCGGAGCCGGGCAAGAAACGUCCGGCGCCCGCCGAGCUCGAGCCGCCACCGAUGGACAUGAAGAGCGUCGGCUCCUUCUACUACGAUAACUUCGCCUUCCCCGGUGUGAUGCCGUACAAACGACCCGCCGCCGACAAAGCCGGCAUGCCCGUCUACCAGCCGGCAACCACAUACCAGCAACUGAUGCAGCUGCAGCAGCCGUUCGUGCCCGUGUCAUGUGAGUACCCCGCGCCCGCCUCGUCCGCCCCGCCGACCGCGGCGCUGCCGGCCACGAGCGCCCCGUCCGCCGCGCCGGCCGCGCCGCAGCCCCCCGCGCCGCCCGCCCAGCCCGCGCAGCCCGCCGCGCCGCCCCCGCAGCCCGCCACGCCGCCCGCGCCGCAGUUGCCGGACGCGCCCACCCCGGACUCGGCCGCCAUGGCUAAGGAGGUCGCCCAGAAGCACUAUGCCGCCGCGCUCGCUCUCGCGGCGCAGCACUCGGCCAUGGCGGCGGCCGCGUACACGCAGCAGGCGUACAAGGCGCGUGCCGCCGCCGUCCCGGGCCUGAUGCGCGCGCCGCUCAUGAUGCGGCCGGGGUGGCCGGGGCAGCCGAUGCCCAUGCAGAUGCAGGCGUUCUACCAGCAGCCCUACAUGUACGCGAUGCCCCCGCCGACGCAGCAGUCGGCGGCAGCGGCGGCGGCGGCUGCGGCGGCGGCGGCCGCGGUCAACCCGUACAAAAAGAUGAAGACGACCUAAGGCGGUGCGCAGGUGGCCGCGGCCGGCGGGGCGCGGGACGCGGGGUCUCCGCGUAGAGACUCGUACGUGUGAAAGUGUGUGGCCCCGGCCUGUCGGGGCAUUAGCGCUAGGCGUGUUGUCACAUUUGUAUUGUAUUAUUGUAAGGACGAAGCGAGCGGUUCCCGUCUCGCGGAUGUCUCGGUAGUUUUACGCUAUGACUUAUCUAUUGUGUAUCUAUUCACUCGUCGUUAUGAUCUUGUGCGUGUAUAUUUCUCUUAUCUAUACGAUCCCGGUAAUAAUAACGCUUAAAAAUGCAUGA
Molecule: messenger RNA, 2336 nt
Organism: Aricia agestis (brown argus)
Lineage: Eukaryota; Metazoa; Arthropoda; Insecta; Lepidoptera; Lycaenidae
Gene: mbl
Product: protein muscleblind
Exons: 8
Coding region: 650-2038 (462 amino acids)
Molecular function (GO): metal ion binding
Source: RefSeq, a predicted model, not a curated record